AUGCACGUGACCAAGAGGGCGAAUAUUCGCUUUCCACCUGAAGUAAAUAAGAUUUUGUAUAUAAGAAAUUUGCCAUACAAAAUUACAGCUGAAGAAAUGUAUGAUAUAUUUGGGAAAUACGGACUUAUUUGUCAAAUCAGAGUAGGGAACACACCUGAAACUAGAGGAACAGCUAAUGUAGUCUAUGAAGACAUCUUUGAUGCCAAGAACACCUGCGAUCACUCAUCAGGAUUCAGUGUUUCUAACAGAUGCCUCGUGGUUUUGUACUAUAAUGCCAACAGAGCAUUUCAGAAGAUGGACACAAAAAAAGAGGAACAGCUGAAAAUCCUCCUGCAGAAAUACGGCAUCAACACAGGUCCACCAAAGUAA
Messenger RNA from Choloepus didactylus (southern two-toed sloth), 369 nucleotides. Its product is annotated as splicing factor 3B subunit 6-like. Gene Ontology annotation, molecular function: RNA binding. The record is from RefSeq and is a predicted model, not a curated record. The transcript is spliced from 2 exons. NCBI's taxonomy places the organism in Eukaryota, Metazoa, Chordata, Mammalia, Pilosa, Megalonychidae. The coding region runs from base 1 to 369 and encodes 122 amino acids.